AACUUAGUAGCUAAGAUUUCCUCCCUUCCCAUCUCUUUAGUCGUGCUCUCUCCUCUCUAUAAAUAGGUUUAUAACACAACAUACUUUUAACAUGCGAGUCACAAUACACACAGUACAUUUCACUCUCGUUGAAAACAGAGACAAAAAAGAAACGCAGAACAAAAUACCAAGUCAAACACGUAGACGAUGUUCAAGUUCAUCUUAGGCGGUGGAACCCAAAAGAAAACAGACGUCGGUGUCGGUGUCGAUGUCGGUGGCGGAGAAGAACAAGAAGAAGGUAGAAUCAGCUGCGGAACGGUCAUGGUGGAUCACAUAGAUCUGCAGAACUUGCCCGAAGGAUGCAUAGCCAACGUUGUCUCGCUCACCACGCCUCGAGAUGCGUGCAGGCUGUCUUCGGUUUCGAGGAGUUUCAAGUCGGCCUCUGAAUCUGACGCCGUUUGGGACAGAUUCAUUCCGCCCGAGACCCACACGAUCUUGUCCCUACAGUCUCCCUCCUCUUCCGUCUCUUCCUCCCCUUCCUCCACUUCCAAUUCCAAAUCCAAAUCCAAGAAGGAGCUUUACCUCACUCUCUGCGACAACCCAGUCCUCAUCGAGCAGGGCAAGAUGAGCUUUUCACUGGAAAAAAGCAGUGGGAAAAAAUGCUAUAUGAUCUCUGCAAGGGCGCUUUCGAUUGUCUGGGCUGACACUCCUCACUACUGGAAAUGGAUUUCUCUGCCCGACUCCAGGUUUGAGGAGGUGGCAGAGCUUGUGAGUGUGUGUUGGCUUGAAAUCCGUGGCAAAAUUGGUAGACGGAUGCUGUCCCCAUCCACCCUAUAUAAAGCUUAUCUUGUAUUCAAGUCGACUGCAGGCGCUUAUGGAUUUGAUCACCAACCUGUGGAGGUCUCGGUUGGGAUGCUUGGAGGAGAAGAAGAGCCCACCAGGGGCAGAGUCUUUCUGGACGCAGAAAGAGGGCAGAAUACAGCGUACCACAUUGCGCCAGGGCCCAGGCGUAUUGGGCUAAUCAACAGGAGACACUUUUUGGGCUAUCAGUCGUCCCAGCCCAGAGAGAUCAACGAGGCCCAAUAUCCGAAAGAGAGAGACGACGGCUGGCUGGAGAUCGAGCUGGGUGAGUUCUUCUGCCAAGGAGGAGGAGACGGAGGAGACGGGGAGUUGGAGAUGGCUUGUUUGGAGGUUACCGGUGGUCAUUGGAAGGGUGGCCUCAUUGUUCAAGGGAUUGAGAUCAGGCCCAAAGUCAAGGACUAGUAUAGAUCCAUCUCAUCGCAUCUAUAAAGACUUUUUCCUUUUAUCAGUUAUUAGUGUAAUUUAGAAUAAAAAGCUGUUGCCUUUGCUCUCUACAUUGUAAUUGUCGCAAUCGACAUUUAUGAAUCUUGGCCAUGUCGGUAGUCAAUUGCUUCAUUGUUGUGGUAUUUGUCAUUUGUGUUCGUGAUAUAAAAAGCCAAACACUUGUGACCAA
Prunus mume (Japanese apricot) is the source of this 1453-nucleotide messenger RNA. RefSeq names its product putative F-box protein PP2-B12. The record is from RefSeq and is a predicted model, not a curated record. Lineage: Eukaryota; Viridiplantae; Streptophyta; Magnoliopsida; Rosales; Rosaceae. Gene Ontology annotation, molecular function: protein binding.